Molecule: messenger RNA, 915 nt
Organism: Blepharisma stoltei
Lineage: Eukaryota; Ciliophora; Heterotrichea; Heterotrichida; Blepharismidae
Source: the annotation of a GenBank genome assembly
AUGUCUUCUAGCACAAGACCUAGCGAUAUGUGGCUUUCUUUAAGUAUUGACGAAAGCUACCACAGUAUCCCAAGCAAAGAUUACGAUCACACUGACCCCGAGGUUGCGGAGCUCGAAAGUCUUUCGGCCAAUUUAGCCAACAAACUCGAAAGAAUUAAUGACAAUAUCAGCGACAUAAAACGAAAAAAAGACAAAGCCCAGCACAAAAUUGAAAGGUAACCAUAAAUUAGGCUUGAAGAUGAAAAUCACUUCCUCAGCAAAGAAAAUGAAGAACUCUCAGAAGAAAUCAAACAAUUAGAAAGGACGCUUUAUUUGUGACAGCAUCAAGAACAGUUAAAAUCCCCCAAACACAGAUUCGGCCAAAGUUCACAAUUUAAUAGAGCUUCCAUACAGUUAUCGACGUCAAUACUAAACAAUUCCUCAUCGAUGAUAAGCGAAGAAGACCCAGACGAUGACUUAAGCACAGUUGAGUCAAUUAAGCAGCAAAUUAUAGAAAUGAAAAAUACUUUCCAGGACCAGGCUAUUGUAUUGUAUCAGUUGCAGGAUUUUAUUAAUGAAACUUAUGAAGACAGGAUUGAGUUUCAAAAAAUAGUUUUGGAGGUAGAAAAUGAUAAGAAAAAGGCUUCGCAGCUUAUUGAGGAUUAUUAUGUGAAAAAAGCGACCAAUUUUGAAUGCAUGAGGUCAGAGGGGUCUUCUUUAUUUGCUGGGAGUUUAGCAAGGAGCAGCAUUGAAGAAGAUAUGACAUUUGGGAUGCAACUAAAACAGAAUUCUUUUAAGAAUGUUAAUAUUUUGCCGGAAUUACCGAAAAAAAAGAAAAAUAUGUUUUGCGAAUAUAUUAAUUCGAAAAGAAAAAAGAAAAUAAUUAAAAACGAUGCACUUAGCACGCCACAGAUUGUGCCAAAUAGGAACAAUUAA